CCCGCCGCGGUUUCCGUGGCCGUGUCCUCCGCUGCCCCCGCGCGGCGCGCCCGGUCGCCAAAAGCGUUUCCACGGGCCGCCUAGAAACAACAUGGCCGCAGCAGACCUGCUUCCUGCCCGCGACCUGUAGGGGGCGCAGUGGCACAGGGGCAGCAGGUCAGGCGGCUCCGGCCACAUCUGCUCCGCUGCCUCCCGCUCUCCCCCUCCUCUCCGGGGCCGCGGCGGGGGCGGCCUGCGCUCCGCCCCGCCGUGCGGGGGUGUCUGAGCGCCCGGGAGCAGGCCGGCUGCUGCAUUGCCGCGGCCGCCCCGCGAGAAGCAGAAGCGGCUGUGCUGGGAGUGCCCGUGGGGGUUCCUCGGAGGGGCUCGGGGGCGGCGGCGGCAGGGAGGAGAAGAAAAAGAAGAGGGUGCGGGGGCUCGAGUGCCAGUGGGAGCCGAGAGGCUGACGUGAGCAGAGAAGAGCGGGACGGCCAGGCGGUAGCCGGGCCAUGUCGCUGCAGAGCCCGUCAGCGGCCACUGCUGCUGCCGACCUACCCUCCGGCGAGGGGCUGGCGGCGGGAGCGGAGCUGAAUGAGGACUGCGCGGCGCCCCCGUCAGCCCCGGAGGGCGGCGAGGAUGAAGAGGAAGAGGAGGAAGAAGGAGAGAAAGAAAAGGAGCGAGAGACACUGCCACCCAUCCGGACAGGAUCCAGCGCGGCAGCCGGGGGAUUGGAGAGAGGAGCCAAAAAUCAGUUUUCCACUUUCAGCAGUUUCAUCACAAGUAUCAACCAAAAGAAGGAAGGCAUCGGAAACAGAAAUUCACCCACAGAACUUGUUAUACCCAACAUCAAAAAUGUGAGAGACCUACCACCCAUUUGCCUUGAUGUACGACAAAAGCAGCGCAUCUCCAUAGAUACAUUACCCCAAGAAGCAAAAGCACCAAUUCCUCCUGAACCUUCCUUUCCCGUCCGAACCAAAACUGUGCAAGACUUUCAGGAUGAUUUGGAAAAGGCUAAGUCAUCAGGAGAUUGGAAAGCUGUACAUAAUUUUUAUUCCACAACAUUUGAUUCUUUCCUGGAGAUAAAUGCUGCAUUUAAGAAAGACACCAGUUCUCCAUUUAACACCAUUGAGGACUCUGGAAUUGAUGCAAAAUUUGUGAAUGUUGUCUAUGAUGCCUUAUUAAAUACUCCUCAAGAUGUUCAGAAGUCAGUCCUAAAAGGAAUAAUUAAUGGUUUGCUACAAGAAUGGAAGGGGCCACGAACAAAAGAUGAUCUUAGAGCAUACUGUAUACUUUUACAGAAUCCUCAAUUUAGUAACACUUCUACUUAUGUCAUCUAUGCUCACUUGCUAAGACAGAUAGCAGCCUUAACAGAAGCUGACCAUCAUUUCCUAGUGCACUGGUCUAAAAAGAUCACACAAAGGAGGUUCAAGCAACUGGUGGACAGGUUACUGCAAUUUAUUUCUUUACGUCUGUUUCCUGCAAAACCUGAAGAGUUUCCACCUAUGGUGAAGUGUACCUGGUGGAUUCCAUCAGCAACCAAAGUUCUGUCUUUAUUUAAUGCUUCAAAUAGUCUGAUCAGUCCUCCUAUUAUUUCAUACACGGAUUUCUAUAAUUCUACACUUGAUCAUAUUGAUCUUAUGGAAGAAUAUCAUAACUGGCAAUGUUAUGGAAAUUCUCACCGGUUUUCUUUCUGUCAAUACCCAUUUAUUAUUUCUAUAGCGGCAAAAAAAGUUAUUAUUCAAAGGGACUCAGAACAACAGAUGAUAAGUUUUGCACGGCAAAGCCUUGUGGAUAAAGUCUCUCGAAGACAGAAACCUGACAUGAAUAUGUUGUUCCUAAAUGUGAAAGUAAGGAGGACGCACCUUGUUAGUGACUCACUUGAUGAGCUAGCAAGAAAGAGAGCAGAUCUGAAAAAGAAGUUGAAAGUCACGUUUGUAGGGGAAGCUGGUCUUGAUAUGGGUGGCCUGACAAAAGAGUGGUUUCUUCUUCUGAUUCGACAGAUUUUUCACCCAGAUUAUGGCAUGUUCACCUACCACAAGGACUCGCACUGCCACUGGUUCAGCAGCUUCAAAUGUGAUAACUACUCUGAAUUCCGGUUGGUCGGAGCCCUUAUGGGACUUGCUGUAUAUAAUAGCAUCACCUUGGAUAUUCGUUUCCCACCUUGCUGUUACAAGAAAUUACUGAGUCCUCCCAUUGUUCCAUGUGAUCAUAACACACUUGUAGGCAUCUGUGAUGUCACAUUAGAUGACCUGUUUCAGAUUAUGCCUGAACUGGCCCAUGGACUAAGUGAACUUCUGUCCUAUGAAGGCAAUGUUGAAGAGGAUUUUUAUUCAACUUUUCAGGUUUUUCAGGAAGAAUUUGGUGUUAUAAAAUCAUACAACUUAAAGCCAAAUGGAGAUAAAAUUCCAGUCACAAAUCAGAAUAGGAAAGAGUAUGUUCAGCUCUAUGUCGAUUUUCUUCUCAACAAAUCAAUCUACAAACAAUUUGCAGCUUUCUAUUACGGAUUUCAUAGUGUUUGUGCUUCAUAUGCAUUACUGCUGCUUCGUCCAGAAGAGGUUGAAAUUCUUGUCUGUGGCAGUCCUGAGCUGGAUAUGUCAGCUUUACAGCGAAGUACCCAAUAUGAGGGCUACCAAAAAAGUGAUCUUACUAUACGAUACUUUUGGGAUGUAGUACUUGGAUUUUCUCUUGAUCUUCAAAAGAAGCUGCUACAUUUUGCUACAGGAAGUGAUAGAGUACCUGUGGGAGGAAUGGCUGAUUUGAAUUUCAAGAUUUCAAAGAGUGAAACAUCUACUAAUUGGUUACCUGUGGCUCAUACCUGCUUCAAUCAGCUUUGUCUCCCUCCUUACAAGAGCAAGAAGGAACUGAAGCAAAAAUUGAUCAUUGGAAUUUCAAAUGCAGAGGGGUUUGGUCUAGAAUAAAAUUAAAUGCUUCAAAACCAGCAUUUUUAUGUAGCAUUCACUCUUCUAAUUGUGCCUUUAAGCUUUUUGUUGUUACAUCUCUCAAUAAUCUGCCAGUCUUACCCAACUUAGGUUUUCUGUUUUGUUCUUUUUUAAUAGGAAGUGACUUUUUUUCCCUUGGGUGGCAAUACAUUUCCUGCUUGCUGUGUCACAUAAAGUUACUUUCUUCAUACACAAAGCUAUAGUCUAUUUGAUGAGGGAAACACAACUAUGACAAUUUCUAAGUUAUAGUUUUUCUUAAUAGCACUGUAAUAACGUUUCUUUUUACAUCGCAGGUAUUCCACUGGGAGAUAGUAUAGAGAAUAUUUAUUUAUUAGCCAAUCCCAGUGGUAGAAAGUUUUUGAUUAACCUGAAUAAUGGAAGAAGAAAAAAGAAAACAAAAAAGAGAACAAAUGGAGGAAAAAAACCACCACAGACCACAAGAAAACCCCUAUCAAAGCAACAUUACAGCAUGUAGCCAUAUUUUCACAAGAGUAAAUAGACAUUUUAGUCUUUAUAAAAUGUAUGCAGUUUUAGUAUUCUGGUUUUCUUUCUCAAUGAAACAGGCUGUCUAAGCAGCAUGUAAAUAACUGCCUGUGAAGAAAUAAGGUUUUGAUAGUGCCAUUUAUUGCUAGAAAGAAUAUUUUUUAUGAAUAAGAAGUUUUAAAUGUUCUAUAUUCAGCUUUUAAACAAGAAUGUUUAAAGGGUCUUUUUUUUUUCAGCCUGAGGAGAUUCUAGAUCACGAUACAUGUUUUAAACAAAUUGUAAGUUAAUUCUUUUGACAGCAAAAUAAUAAGGUUUACUGCAGAUUGUAGUAAACAAAACUAGGUAUUUGAAUCCACACAGAGUGAAAUAUUUCACUAAAAAUAAUUAAAUCCUCAACACAGGGAAAACUGGGAUAACGUAUCAUGCUGAAAAAAAUGGCAGCAGCUUUGUUGCAUUUUGUGGCCAAAUUUCCCACUACUUGUUGAAGUUGGUGACAAAAGUGUAUAGAAUAGCAUUUCAGUAGAAUGCUGAAGCUUUCAUUAACUUGAAGGCCAGCAUUUAAAGACAAUGCUUUGUGGGUUUUGCUGCACAAAGUAUGUGAAAAGAAUUCUGGUAUGCCGGCUCUGAGUUAGUAAAUUAGGAGCUGGAAAAUAAACUGCAUCAAAAAUGCAGUCUUAAUUAUAAGUCUGAGUUUUAUUCAUUAAUUGUAAAGAAUUUAUAACUAUGUUGGGGUUUUUAAUAGCUGCUGCGUGUUCUGUAGACCUUUCUUUCAGAUGAAUGAAGCCCAGAUUGUUCAAAACACUUUGACAUCUAAUUCGUCAGCUUUUCCCAUUGAGUUCUGCUGGGGCGUGGAUGCUUCAGUAUCUCAUAGUGUCUGUACUCAAUUACUUCUCAUCAAUAAGAGUAAAAUAUUCUUAUUUUCCCUCUCCAUACUAUUUGCAUAUACCAACAGAUUUACACACGAUGAGCAAAAUAAUCUGUCUCAUCCAUUGUUUCAAAGCUGUUGUGGAAUCACAGAUAGCAUCAGGUUGGAAGAGACCCUCAAAAAGGUCAUCUCAUUCAAGCUCCCUGCAGUGAACAGGGACACCUCCAACUAGAUCGGGCUGCCCAGGGCCUCAUCAAUUCUCCAGGGACAUUCUGGACUUCUUAAAUAGUUCUGUGUAAGUUUUAUUCCAUUUCCAAGAGAAGGUAGUGGUGGGUUUGCUGCUUUAUUCAAGGCAGAUAAAUAGUGGGAUGAUUUAAAAGAUUGGGCACUAUACUCGUAGUGCUCUCCUCAAAACCAGUGAUGAAAUUGCCAUUGACUUCAGCCUGGUUAGCAUGGAGAGUGUUAAAAGCAGCACUUCAAACUUGUGCAUUUUACAUUGUCUCCCAAAUGGAGAUUAUUUUAAAUUAAGUUUUAAUUUACAAGGUUUCAGAUGUUGAGAAAUAAAUGCAACUUUGCACUGAAUUAAUGAGAUAGCUUCAAAAGUUUCAACUAAUGUCGCAUUUCUAACAGCUGAAUGUGGAUGUAGGUAAGAAAUCUGGAAACAAACACCUCCCCCUUUUCACUCCCUGUAGAAUCCAUAGAAGGUUGGCUUGUGAAUAAAUAGCUCUACAGUUUACCUGAAAACCUGGCAAAUUAGCCAGAGUAUUUUUUUAAUGGCUUAAGUCCACUUUUAAUAACUAUUUAUCUGUUAUUGUUAAAAUAAAAAUGUUAUCUUAUUUUCACUGAAUUGCACUUUGCCUUUGGUUUAGUUUUAUUUAUUGAGGCUUUUUUUGAUUUACUGUGUAAUAUUACCUCAGAAUUCUAAGAAGGCUAUUGUAUUUGCAUUAGUUUUUAAAUAAGAGUGUCAUUUAAUGACAUUUUAUAUAUUUCCUGAUGUUGAUAAAUUAAACAGUAAAUUUUGUAUUUGUUAAAUGAAAGCGUUGUACUGUAUUUAUUAAAUAAGCAUCAGAUCAUUUACAAACUUUUCCUCGAUGAUGUUUUGCUGUUCUUUUUGUCUUGCCCUGUAACUCAACAGAUCUUUUUUUAUAUUCAUCAUUGUUUUGUACCAUACGAAAGAAAUCUGGUUUGUAUGAACUUGUUCAUUACCAAGUAUCUAUUUUUAUGUAUUCAAAUUGUGCAGUCAUUAAAUCAAGUAUUUCAA
Molecule: messenger RNA, 5524 nt
Organism: Pogoniulus pusillus (Red-fronted tinkerbird)
Lineage: Eukaryota; Metazoa; Chordata; Aves; Piciformes; Lybiidae
Gene: HECTD2
Product: HECT domain E3 ubiquitin protein ligase 2
Exons: 21
Coding region: 486-2894 (802 amino acids)
Biological process (GO): protein polyubiquitination; ubiquitin-dependent protein catabolic process
Molecular function (GO): ubiquitin protein ligase activity
Source: RefSeq, a predicted model, not a curated record